Messenger RNA from Danaus chrysippus (African queen), 1020 nucleotides. NCBI's taxonomy places the organism in Eukaryota, Metazoa, Arthropoda, Insecta, Lepidoptera, Nymphalidae. The record is from the annotation of a GenBank genome assembly.
AUGGCAUCCAAGUUCUUUGUACUUAUUUCGGCCCUCGUAGUUGCGGCCCAAUGUUCAGUGAUAAAAGUGGAUAAUGACGUCUCCAGCUUCUCAUACGAUGUCGCCGAUCCCAACACUGGUGACUACAAGAGUCAAGUUGAAACUCGCUCCGGUGGGGUUGUGAAGGGACAGUAUUCCCUGGUGGACCCCGACGGUACUAGACGUGUAGUAGACUACACAGCUGACGAUGUGAACGGAUUCAACGCGGUUGUGCGUAAAGACCCACUGGUAGCCGCUGCACCUGUUGUUGUUCCUUCCGUUGUUAAGUCGCCAGUUGUCUACUCUUCUGCAUCCCCAGCGGUUAUCUCUCGUUCGUACGCUGUACCAUCGGUAUACUCCGCUCCUUCAUUAUACCCAGUACAAUCAUUAUACCCUGGAUCUGUUUAUCCUGUGUCAUCAAGCUAUGGCCGUUUUGCAUCUUCCAUUUACUCUCCUUAUGGGUACAGAGCUGUACAACUUAACCAAUGCGUCUCUACUUUCCAGUUCUUUGUACUUAUUUCGGCCCUCGUGGUUGCGGCCCAAUGUUCAGUGAUAAAAGUGGACAAUGACGUCUCCAGCUUCUCAUACGAUGUCGCCGAUCCCAACACCGGUGACUACAAGAGUCAAGUUGAAACUCGCUCCGGUGGUGUUGUGAAGGGACAGUAUUCCCUGGUGGACCCCGACGGUACUAGACGUGUAGUAGACUACACAGCUGACGAUGUGAACGGAUUCAACGCGGUUGUGCGUAAAGACCCACUGGUACCCGCUGCACCUGUUGUUGUUCCUUCCGUUGUUAAGUCUCCAGUAGUCUACUCUUCUGCAUCCCCAGCGGUUAUCUCUCGAUCGUACGCUGUACCAUCGGUAUACUCCGCUUCUUCACUAUACCCAGUACAAUCUUUAUACCCUGGAUCUGUCUAUCCUGUGUCAUCAAGCUAUGGCCGUUUUGCAUCUCCCAUUUACUCUCCUUAUGGGUACAGAGCUGUACAACUUAACCAAUGGUAA